This is a messenger RNA of Panicum virgatum (switchgrass), 1129 nucleotides long. RefSeq names its product glutathione S-transferase T3-like. The record is from RefSeq and is a predicted model, not a curated record. The coding region runs from base 146 to 1129 and encodes 327 amino acids. The transcript has 5 exons. Lineage: Eukaryota; Viridiplantae; Streptophyta; Magnoliopsida; Poales; Poaceae.
UCGGAGCACACAGCAGGGGGAAAGCAGAGAAGCAGGUCAAGAAAGGCGGAAGCAGGGACGAUGCACGAAAUCCCUAGGCUCCUCUUCACCCGGGAGUGCCAGUUCUUCGUCGGCUCCAGCGACUACAGCUGAUACAAGGGGAUCAAUGGAGAACGUGUGGCAAGGAAUGGGUAAUUCCUCUCAACCAAUUGGUGAGGUUAAUUACACCCCUGGCAUCGACAUAGGUGAAGUCUACAUGCCCACUGAACAGCAACUUAACAACCUCCCUCCAGAUGGGUCCGAGAACAUGAACACUGCCAUGCCAGCUCAACCUAGCGCCCCCGAAGCACGCAGGAAAGGAACUUCCAAACGUUUGAAGAACUUCUCAACAAAGGAGGAUGAAUCCUUAUGCUCAGCGUACAUUAAUGUGAGCAAGGAUCCUAUUGUGGGAACCAACCAGCCAAUCCGAUCCUAUUGGGGAAGGAUAAAAGCUUACUUCGAAGAAGAUAGUGAACGUACCAGGUCCCAGUCUUCCCUGCAGCAUAGGUGGGCUGAUAUCCAAAAGGAUACUUCAAGAUUUUGUGGGUUUUACUCUGAGAUUGAACGGAAAAACCAGAGUGGCAAGAGCGAUGGUGACAAGGUGAAAGACGCUCUCCAGAUGUAUGAGGGAAUUGUCGGUACCACUUUCAAGUUCAUUCAUUGUUGGUUUAUAUUACGCAAUGAGAUGAAGUGGAACGAGUGGCUCGCUACAACCUCUGCAAGCAAUGAGGAGCCGGCUGUCCAACCUGUGGAGGAAAAUGUAGACCCAACGCUUCCUCCUCGAAUUGAUAGGCCAAAUGGAAGAGACAAUGCCAAGAAGGCGCGCAACAGCACCUCUUCCUCAUCUGCAGCUUGCUUUGAAGUCCUGCAAAAGAUGUCCAUGGAUCGGAGCGCUUAUGAAGAAUGGGUUCAGACUGCAAGCGAAGAGGAGGCUAAAGAAAUCGCUUCUCGCUCUGAACGCAAACUCACUAUACAGGAAGAGCAACUACAAAUCCAGAAAGCCCAAGUGGAGGUACAAAAAGAGAUGCUCCAACUGCAGAAGGAAGAUCGGGAAGAACGGAUCAUGACCAUGGGUGUCGAGAAGAUGCAAAGCAAGCAAACUUCAAGCUAA